Molecule: messenger RNA, 1062 nt
Organism: Lachnellula hyalina
Lineage: Eukaryota; Fungi; Ascomycota; Leotiomycetes; Helotiales; Lachnaceae
Product: UPF0676 protein
Exons: 4
Coding region: 1-1062 (353 amino acids)
Molecular function (GO): dioxygenase activity
Source: RefSeq, a predicted model, not a curated record
AUGGCCCCGACUACGUCAUCGAAAGAACUUCCAGACUAUAGAUAUCCUAAGCAAACCAACGAGAAACUUGAGUGGGCCGAUCUCGAAGCUUUAGACAUCUCAAAACUUGAACAACCCGGCGGCAAGGAAGCUUUAGCCACUCAAGUCCUAAAUUUCAUCGACAAAAAUGGCUUCUUCUAUGUCACCGGGCACGGCCUCUCGGACGAGCAAAUUAGACGCCAAUAUGCGCUUGCAAAUGAGCUUUUUGAGCUCCCAUUAGAAGAAAAGACCAAGUAUCUUGCCAAUACAGCAGCUGGCGACUUCCGCGGGUACAAAGCAAAGGCAACGGGAAAACUUGCGGGCAAAGACAAUGACGAAAGAUAUAACAUUCCCAAAUUUACGCCAGAACAUGAACGUCCUCAUCCUGAAAUAAUCCUAGAUCAUUACAAAGAGAUCAGAGACUUUUCCCUCCACAUCCACAACAAGAUCCUUCUUCCGCUGCUCAAAAUAUUCGCUUUUGCUUUGGAGAUCGACGAAGACUAUUUCGUCAACCGACACCGAUAUGAUGCUGAAGGUCUGGAGUACCUCAGAUACAUGAAAUACCACCCGGAUCCAAAAGAUCUCUGGGCUAUCGGGCACACGGAUUACAACACCCUCACCUUUCUCUUCCACCAACCAGUCGCCGGUCUGCAAGUCCAAACCAAAGAGGGCUGGAGAUACGUACGUUCCAAGGAAGACUCAAUAAUCGUCAACGUCGCCGAUGCACUUGAGUUCCUCAGUGGCGGAUAUCUCAAGUCGACCGUGCAUCGGGUCAUCCGACCACCGCCAGACCAGGCUGAGAAGCCAAGACUGAGCUUAAUUUAUUUUGCAAGGCCAGAGGCGGCGAUCAAGCUGGAGCCAGUGAAAAGUCCGUUGCUUGAGAGGUUGGGCUUGCAGAAGGAGACUGAGGGGGGUGUUGCCAGUGUCACUGCUGAAGAGUGGGCUAGAGCGAGGAUCGCGAAGGAUCAUCGAUUUCGGGCUGGCCUUGCGAAGACGAGAGAGACUGAGAUAAUUGCUGGAGUGCAUCAGAAGUAUUAUGACUAG